GUGUGCUGCUCCUGCCAAGGAAGUCCCCGUCCGGGGAGCGGGACUGCGCUCGGGGUACCCCUGAGAGCCCUCGGCCAGGACAGCCCUCUUGAGGGCCGCCGGUCCGGUGGGGUGGGGGCGCAGGUUUCGACUUCAGCGGGAGGGUGCGUCCGAGCUGGCUCGUUGUGAGGCGGGGCCGCCCCUGUGCCCUUCUGCUGGGGGGGCGAAAGAGGGAGGGUAUGGGGUGUGCGGGCAGCUGCCGGGGGUGGGCGAGCCGGCCGGCCGGCUGGCUGGCGCUCGGAACGGCACCGGGGGUCCUUUCUUCACGUGUGGGGUUGGGGACAGGAGGCACCAUCUGCUUGGGUCGUGGCGGAGCAGCAGCUCUUCCGUCAGUCACUUCAACCCGCCCGUGUUGACGACUGCCUUAAAGAGCUCUCUGCUUAGAUUUGAAGAUGUCUAAGAAGAAACUGAAGACAUUAACUGGAAAGGAAGAAAGUUUGGAUGGCCGGGAUGACAAAAGCAUUGAAGACAUAAGAUCUUAUAAUUGUACUAUGAAAGAAGAGACAGAAUUUCAGAGAUUCAAAACAGGGAAAGAUGGGCAAGAGGAGAAGCAAGACCGAAGUUCUAAUAGUUCUCAUGGCACUGAUGGAAAAUCCAGAGGAAAAUCUUCAAAUAGAAGCAAAACCACAGACAAUUCUUUAAGCCAAACUGAAAAGCAAAAGAAAGUAGUUAUUAAAUUUAAACCCAGAGAAAUUAAACAUGGAAAAAGUACAUGCACUCCUGAUGUAGUGACUACUAGCAAAGAAAGUUACAACAAAAGUCAUUUUGAUGGGACAGAAGGAAGAAGACUCUGGCAUAGCUUUGCAGUUCAGAGGAACAAGGCACUGAAGAAAAAGACAGAGAAAGCUGAACUUUGUAAACUAAAGUUAAAAGGAGAACAAACUAUGUUGGAAAAAUUUAAGUCAUCUGUGUAUGAUUCACAUGUACCACAUAAAAAGGCAGAUGGAAAAAAAUUGAGUGAAGGUGUCAGAAGUCCAAAAAAGCGCUCUGGCACCUCUGCAGGGAGUGUGCAUGAUAAUAGGUCUUUCACUGAGAAGCCAAAUAUAUUAUGUAGGACUUGGGAAGAAGAGUAUGAAGAUGAAUAUAAAGAGUUUCCUAAGAAAAAACAGCAUGUGAAUAAACAUACACCCUCAUGCUAUUCGACUGAAAUACUACAACGAUGGGACUCUUGUAAACAGAAGAAACAGGAUGCUGAUUCUGAUAAGGCUACUGGUAAUACAGGGAAUGAAAAAAGGGACUUCAAAGCCACAGGAUUAUAUUUUAAGCAGAAGACUGAUAGAUGUUCUGCUUCCAUUCCUUCUUGUUUCUCAAAUUUUGAAGUCCCAUGCACAUCUGACUCCUACCAAGAAGGUGAGGACACAAAGUCAGUCCAAAAGAGUUUUGAAGUCUUUCCACCUCUUCAAGACAGUCAGAUCCCUGAAACAGACCAAGAGAUGCAGAUAGUUGAAGAUUUGCAUGUUGCCCGUGUUCAGAAGAGGAUGGUGCUGCCUAUAGUACAGACUUGUGGAGAACUUACAAGUAUGGAAAUAGAUCUUCCAGAGCAGGAUUUAAACAUUUCUGCUGAGGCUUUUACUUCUGGUCUGAACAUACUAGUGGUGAUUGACACAAAUAUAAUGAUUAGCCACCUGGAGUUUGUCAGAUCCCUGAAAUGUGAGGAUAUACCAGGUGUUGGCAGACUCACAUUAAUAAUUCCCUGGGUUGUUCUACAAGAGCUGGACAACCUGAAGAAGGGGAAAAUGUUGCAGCAUGUUCGGGACAAAGCUAUCCCUGCAGUCCAGUUCAUCUACAUGUGUCUCAAAAACCAAGAUUCAAAAUUGUGGGGGCAAUCCAUGCAGCUUGCUUCUCAAAAAAUAUAUGGCCUGAGUGAUGAGAACAAUGACGAUCGUGUUUUACAAUGUUGUCUGCAGUAUCAGAACCUCUUUCCUCAAGCUUUUGUCAUACUCUGCACGGAUGAUAAAAAUUUAUGUAAUAAAGCCAUUGUGAGUGAGGUCAAGGCAUUCUGCAAAGCUGAUUUGGUUACUGCUCUACAGAAUCUGAAUGUAAACAUGCGGCAGAACUGUUUUGAGUUGCAGCAGUCAAAAUGUGAUACAGAAUUCAAGAAAACAGCAAGAGGUGAUGCUAGUCUUACUGCACGAUGCCCAGAUAUACUUCCAGACCUUGAAAAGAACUUAGGAGAAGCUUUAUCUUGUAUUCUGGAGACUGAAAUGAAAAUUGCAUUUGGAAACCUAUGGAUGGAGAUACUGUAUCUGAAGCCGCCAUGGACAUUAGCAAACUUGCUGAAGUGUUACAGAAAACACUGGAUGGCUGUUUUUGGUUAUAUUGUGCCAAGGAGUUUACUUUCAACUGUUGAAUGUCUCUAUAGACACCUUUGUACAGGUAAACCAGUUGACCCCUCAACAAUGUGUAUCUUGCUCCAGGAAUCCAAAAAAUUAUUCCAUGCUUUCAGUUCAAGGUCAGACUAUAAUGGUGUACUUCCCCAAGCUUAUGCUGAAGUGAAUAAGCUAUACCAAACACUUACAGAGGUGAGGUCAGACAGUGAGCAGGAUUUAUCAGGAGACAUCAUGGUUCUUUCAAAAAAUGCUGUAUGUGAAAAAAUGGAAGCAAUGACGCCAAAUCUACAAAGCUCUGAAGAAAAAAAGUUACAUCCAAGCUUUCACAUGACUCAAGAAAGCAGGCACCAGGAAAUCUGGUCCGUCCUUGAAGGUGUAUGGAAUACAAUAAACUUGUACAGUAUUGAAAUUUUCCAAAAGUUGGGCCCUGGCACAGUAACUGUGACUGCGAAAUCUUCAUUUGAAGAAGCUUUUUUAGGUCUGCAGAAACUGAUGUCAGCUGUGAAUGAUAUCCGGGAAGGAAUUAGUAGAAUUUUGACCCCAACCAGUAGUUUCCAAGAUAUUUGGAUCCUCUAUAACUUCCUUAUAAGCAACGAGAUAAAUAACAGUGUGAAAUUCACUGCUGAGGAGCUUUAUGAGUGUGUUUCACAAGAGGUUUAUUGGAAAAGGUUAGAAGUUGGAUGUUGCCAGCUGGCUCAGCUGGAACACACCAUUAAGCAGUGCCAUGCAUCAGUUCAGACGGAAGCCAAGAACAGGGGCUGGCUGUGACGCCUGGGUCAAGGUUUGGAGCUGUGCUGCUCACCCCCUGCGCUUGCCUUGUCCAAAUAAAGUCUUAACUCCUGUGGGGUGUAUGAGGGAAAUAUUCGAGGACUCAAAAAAUCUGCCUUCUGUUUUCUCGAUGGUGCUGUUUUGUAUUUGAGUUGAAGGAAAAAAACCAAACAACUAGUUGCAGUUAUACAUGAAAUGUCAGAAUUUCUGCUAAGAAUCACCAGCUAAUAGUUUUCUGUCUCAAGCGAGGGUCUCUGGAUUGAUACAGCUGGUUUGGUACACAGAUGUGCUGGGCUGGUGUUCUAAAUUACAAAUGUUUGGAGCUAGAUCUGUUAAUGGUUGUAUAGGAAAAUCCAUGUACGGCAUUUGUUUGCUGAAGUGACAAGUGAGAAAAAAGAAUACUGUGGCACCUGGGGGCCUGAAAGGACAGAAAGGAAAGCAGCUGAGUACCAAGCCAGAUACCCAUUAUGCUUGCUAACCCUGAGGGCAUGAAGGGCUAACAUGCAGAUGCAGUAUGUAGCCUAUGUAGUGAACUACAGGAUACAUAAGGCUUAAGAGAGGAUAGCAGAUGGGGAAAGAAAGAAAUGGAUUUAUGCUAAUAUGUAUUUAUAUAUAUUUUAUUUUUUUUUUAACCCGAAACACACCACCACCACCCCCGUGCAGGUAUGUUUGUCCUGGUCCUCUUUUGGAGGAAAGGGAUGUUUUUCCUUUGUUAAAAUAUCUACUUAAUCUUCAUACAGCAGAAACCUGCUCUCCAGGUGCCACCUCUUUUAAACCUAUUUUGUUGCUUUCCAAAACUGCUUUAAGCCCAUGAAACUUUCUAAAAGCCAUUUUCAGUGCUGCUGUGGCCUUUGAAGCUACCUCUUCUAUACAUGUAUUUGUACAGAGAUGAGAUGACCAGCAGAGUUCUAUAAGUGUUUAUUUUGGUAUUAACUUUUGGAUGUAUUUGUAAAAUCUUAAUUGUAAAAAAUAUUAUUUAUUGUUACAGUAAAUGGCUGUUAAUUCUA
This is a messenger RNA of Strigops habroptila (Kakapo), 4144 nucleotides long. RefSeq names its product SWT1 RNA endoribonuclease homolog (gene SWT1). Bases 432 to 3137 code for a protein of 901 amino acids. The transcript has 19 exons. The record is from RefSeq and is a predicted model, not a curated record. Lineage: Eukaryota; Metazoa; Chordata; Aves; Psittaciformes; Psittacidae. Gene Ontology annotation, cellular component: nucleus.